Messenger RNA from Malassezia vespertilionis, 1182 nucleotides. RefSeq names its product tryptophan--tRNA ligase (gene MSW1). The record is from RefSeq and is a predicted model, not a curated record. Gene Ontology annotation, molecular function: tryptophan-tRNA ligase activity; ATP binding. Gene Ontology annotation, biological process: mitochondrial tryptophanyl-tRNA aminoacylation. Gene Ontology annotation, cellular component: mitochondrion; mitochondrial matrix. Bases 1 to 1182 code for a protein of 393 amino acids. Lineage: Eukaryota; Fungi; Basidiomycota; Malasseziomycetes; Malasseziales; Malasseziaceae. The transcript has a single exon.
AUGCUGCGCCGCGCGCGCCUGCAUUCUGUGCAAUGCUUGUCGACGUACGGGCGUGCCCAAACCAUAUUUCGGAUGCAGCACACCGCUCUGGCAGAGAAGCGUGUGAUUGUGUCUGGGAUUCAGCCCACGGGCGUGCCGCACCUUGGGAAUUACCUCGGCGCUCUCAAGAGCUGGGUUGAGCUGCAAAACACAGCCCAGCCGCAGGAUGAGCUCUACUUUUUCAUUGUUGGGCUACAUGCUCUUACCGUCCCGCAAAAUCCCAAAACACUUUUUGCGGACCGCCAGAAUCUCAUGGCUGCAUUGCUGGCCAUCGGCGUCGAUCCGCUGCGGUGCACCUUGUUUCAGCAAGACGCCGUGCCCGAGCAUGCAGAGCUUAUGUGGUACUUUGCGUGUAUCACGUCGUUUGGCCGGCUCGAGCGGAUGACGACAUGGAAAUCGAAGCUCGCGACCCUGCACAACGGCGGCAACACGGACCAUGUCCAAGCGUCGCAACUGCAGCUAGGACUGUUUGCGUACCCUGUUUUGCAGGCGGCAGAUAUCCUUUUAUACCACCCCACGCAUGUUCCUGUCGGUGAGGAUCAGGCGCAGCACUUGGAGCUUACACGCGAUAUUGCCGAGGGGUUUAACCGCAUGGUCAAAAAACGCUACUUUCCAACGCCGAGCACACUGCACACGCCUUCAAAAAAAAUCUUGUCGCUGCGGAACCCCGCGGUGAAAAUGUCCAAAUCUGCACCGGACGCCAACUCACGUAUCCUUCUCACCGACUCGCCCAAAAAUAUCCAAGCCAAAGUGCGGCGUGCUGUCACGGAUGCGGACCGCUUUUUAUCGUACGAUCCAGAGGCGCGACCGGGCGUGAGCAACCUAAUCAAUAUUCUAUCGGCGCUGGAUGGCGGGACUUUGCGCAGGGAGCUCGGCACUACAGUGCUGGAUACCGAUCCCGCACGACUUGCCGAAACGCUUCACACAGCCACGGGCGGAUCCGGCGCAAAACUAAAGGCCAUUCUUAGUGAGAGUCUUAUUGAAGCGCUGCGCCCGAUCCAGGAGCGGUACCAUGACCUGCUGCAGGACCCAACGUACCUUGCAACUAUUGAAAAAAGGGGGGCAGAGCGUGCGCGAGAACGCGCACAUACGACCAUCAGCCAAGUCCGUACCAUGCUUGGAUUGCAAAAAGAAACCCUAUAG